AGAAAAAGAAAAAUUCUCUUUCUCCUUUUGCCAACAAUAACCCGUGGAAGCUGCCAGGAAAGCUCAAAAUCCAUUUUGCAUUGAAGAACCGCUUCUUACAUUGCUCGAUCGUCGCCAUUACCAGUUUCCGGCACCGAUUGAGGUAGCGUUUUCGGAUACUGCUAGCACUUCCUGCCUCCGAUGGAGACUUGGCCGUUUCACGAUGGCAACAUACACCACCUCGUCGACACCACGCUCACCAACGCUCGCCACGAUGUCGGUCGCAGUUUGCAGAUGCAUUCGUCUCUGAUACAAAGGCUCUCACAGGAAAGAGAACUGAAGGAUCAUAAGGGGUGUGUAAAUGCUCUGGCAUGGAAUUUGAAAGGAACACUAUUGCUUUCCGGAUCUGAUGAUACACAGGUUAAUGUUUGGAACUACUCCGGUCGAAAGCUUCUCCACUCUAUAGAGACAGGACACUCAGGAAACAUAUUUUGUGUGAAGUUUGUCCCUGAAACUUCUGAUGAGCUUGUAGUCUCUGGAGCUGGAGAUUCACAAGUUCGCCUAUUUAAUUUGUCUCGCUUAGGUGGGAGAGGACAUGGCGAUGGUUCCAUUGCUCCAUCUGCAGUCUAUCAUUGUCACACCAAAAGAGUCAAAAAGCUUGCAGUUGAAGUUGGAAACCCUAAUGUGGUCUGGAGUGCGAGUGAAGAUGGGACUUUGAGACAGCAUGACUUUCGUGAGGGCACUUCUUGUCCUCCAGCGGGAUCUUCUCACCAAGAAUGUCGCAAUGUUCUACUGGACUUGCGUUAUGGAGGGAAGAGGUCUCUAGCUGAUCCUCCUAAUCCUAAACAUACUCUUGCUCUGAAAUCUUGUGAUAUCAGUUCAACUAGACCUCACUUACUCCUUGUUGGUGGGAAUGAUUCAUUUGCCCGUCUAUACGAUAGAAGGAUGCUGCCACCAUUGACUUCUAGCCAGAAGAGGAUGUCGCCACCUCCAUGUGUUAAUUAUUUCUGCCCCAUGCAUCUCUCUGACCGUGGACAUCUAAUGCAACUAACUCAUGUAACAUUUAGUCCAAGUGGAGAAGAGGUUCUUCUUAGCUAUAGUGGAGAACAUGUAUAUCUAAUGGAUGUAGAUUGUGUCAAUGGAAGUGCUAUGAAAUAUACUUCAGGAGACACUUCAAAGUUAUUGAGCUUCACUCCUAUACUAAGCAGGGUAGAACAUGAAGGGCCUAUGUCUGAUGUUGUCCAAAAUGAUUAUCAGAAAAGAAAUAUCAGUGCUGAAAGGCUUGAAAAAUGCAGGAUGUUGGUUGACUUUGCAAAAAAGUCCUUGGAGGAAGGGAAGGAUCAUUUCUAUGCAAUUGAGGCAUGCCAUGAAGUUCUGGAUGGAUAUGGUACCAAUGUUGGGUCCACCCUAAUGCAUGAAUGUUUGUGUACACGUGCUGCCCUAUUGCUGAAGCGGAACUGGAAAAAUGAUGUCCAUAUGGCCAUAAGAGAUUGCUACAAUGCUCGAAGAAUAGAUGGUUCUUCUGUUAAAGCUCUUUACUGUAUGUCUGAAGCUUUGGAGCAGUUGAACAAACAUAAAGAGGCUCUAGAAUUUGCCAUGGCUGCUCAAUGUUUGGCUCCAUCUAAUACUGUGGUGGCUGAGAAAGUGGAGAGCAUAAAAAAUAAAAUUUCUGCAGCGGAAGCUGAAAAAGGUAACAGAAGUGAACCAAGGUUUGAAGCUCGGACUGGUAGGGUAUUGUCUUUGAGUGACAUACUUCGUCACUCAGGACCUAAUAGUGAUGCCUCUGAAGAUGGGCCAAGAUCUGAAAGAGAAGAUUCUGAUUAUGAUGAGGAAGUGGAGUUUAACUUUGAAACUCAAAUCUCAGGUGAUGAAGGGCAUGACGUUGAAUCUUUGCAUGGGAGUUUAAACCUGAGAAUUCAUCGAGAUUCAAAUGGCUCAUGUGGAUCUCCCUCCACAUCAUCCCAAGUUGAUAGAGCAUCUUACCAGCCUGAGGUAGUUAUUGAUAUGAAGCAGAGAUUUGUUGGCCAUUGUAAUGUCGGAACUGACAUCAAACAGGCUAGUUUCCUUGGUCAAAGAGGUGAAUAUAUUGCUAGUGGGAGUGAUGAUGGAAGAUGGUUUAUUUGGGAAAAGCAAACUGGUAGAUUGAUAAAAAUGCUUCGUGGAGAUGAAGCUGUUGUAAACUGUGUGCAGUGCCAUCCAUUUGAUUGUGUUGUGGCAACCAGUGGAAUUGAUAGCACGAUAAAGAUGUGGACUCCUACAGCUUCUAUUCCAUCAAUCGUUGCCGGUGGGUCAGCUGGUCCAGAAACUGCUGAUGUAUUGAAGGCCAUGGAAGAUAAUCAAAAAAGCUUGAUUGAUAAUCGCAGAGCCAUCUUAUCAAAUGUGUUAUUUGCAGCGCCCAUGACCUAUUGGAGCAGAUUCAGAUGCAUGAGGGAUCCUUACAUCCGUUCGAGUGUGUCCAGAGCUAGGCACGCCCCUUAGUUGUACAGAAGCAUGCAGAUAAUCAUCCUCUCUUAGUGGAAGAGACCUUCCUUUCUGGACUGUAGGUCGUUGGUCAUCCAAAAUAUCGAAAGGAGGCACAAAAUAUUUGAUUCCAGGUAGCUAGCAUACAAUGUAUUCCUGUCUUCGGUUUGUCAAAAAUAAGUUAAAAGCAAAAAAAAAAAAAAAACCUUAUAUAAAUGUAAAGCCUCGUAAUUAGUCUUCAUAAAAAAUUAUUCAUAUUUUCUCGCCUGAUUUCUUCUAAUUAGGGACCUUUGAUUUGUUUAUAGCAAUAGGUUUCUGUACAGUUUGACAAUGCUUAUCAUUUCAUUGUAAAUGUUCAUUUCCACCAUACUUUCAUCGUGCUUCUGCUUAAACUUUCUGCCUCCUGAACUUCUGUCUCUGACUGGCUAUUGUUCUGUCUUUCGGGAUUGCCAAGAAUCAAGAUGCUUCUCAUUAUGCCAGGAAAAUUGUUCUCAUCUUUAAGGGACACAAUUUUUAUUUUAUGUUGACUUGCUUAGGUGUUAGAAUGAUUAGUCCAGCCUUUGACUUCCUUUUCCCGUUAUAACAAUGGAUCUAUUUAUUGGCUAUUUGUUUUUAUUUCUUGAGAAGAAAUGGUACUUUAUGGUUACUUUAAAUGAAAUGAUCAAUUCAGGCCUACCAAAGCUGGGCUACUUUGUAUUUGCGAAUUAAUGUCAACAUAGCUCGGCUCAGGAAUCCUUGAUUUUUUGCUUAGCCACCAAAGAGAGGAGCGCUGUAGAGAGCCUAGGGCUCUACAGAAUUAUAGUACAGUAGAACAGAAGGGAUAUGACUUCGUCAAAUUGUGUUUUUUCUUGGAUUAGUACCAUAAUGUUGGAGUUGGAAGUUGGAACAUUAACAGUUUAAAACUAUUUUGAAAACAAUGUCUCUAUCCACACUCCUUGGGUUCCCAGACACCUGAGUUGGCUG
Rubroshorea leprosula is the source of this 3402-nucleotide messenger RNA. Lineage: Eukaryota; Viridiplantae; Streptophyta; Magnoliopsida; Malvales; Dipterocarpaceae. The record is from the annotation of a GenBank genome assembly.